Molecule: messenger RNA, 1188 nt
Organism: Procambarus clarkii (red swamp crayfish)
Lineage: Eukaryota; Metazoa; Arthropoda; Malacostraca; Decapoda; Cambaridae
Source: RefSeq, a predicted model, not a curated record
AUGGCCACACGGCAACAUGGCCACACGGCCACAUGGCCACACGGCCACAUGGUCACACGGCAACAUGGCCACACGGCCACAUGGUCACACGGCAACAUGGCCACACGGCAACAUAGCCACACGGCCACAUGGCCACACGGCAACAUGGCCACACGGCAACAUGGCCACACGGCAACAUGGCCACACGGCAACAUGGCCACACAGCAACAUGGUCACACGGCAACAUGGCCACACAGCAACAUGGCCACACGGCCACAUGGUCACACGGCAACAUGGCCACACGGCAACAUGGCCACACAGCAACAUGGCCACACGGCCACAUGGCCACACGGCCACAUGGUCACACGGCCACAUGGUCACACGGCAACAUGGCCACACGGCAACAUGGCCACACGGCCACAUGGCCACACGGCAACAUGGUCACACGGCCACAUGGCCACACGGCCACAUGGCCACACGGCAACAUGGCCACCCAGCAACAUGGCCACACAGCAACAUGGCCACACGGCCACAUGGCCACACGGCAACAUGGCCACACAGCAACAUGGCCACACGGCAACAUGGCCACACGGCCACAUGGUCACACGGCAACAUGGCCACACGGCCACAUGGCCACACGGCAACAUGGCCACACGGCCACAUGGCCACACGGCAACAUGGCCACAUGGCCACAUGGUCACACGGCAACAUGGCCACACGGCCACAUGGCCACACGGCAACAUGGCCACACGGCCACAUGGCCACACGGCCACAUGGCCACAUGGCCACAUGGUCACACGGCAACAUGGCCACACGGCCACAUGGCCACACGGCAACAUGGCCACACAGCAACAUGGCCACACGGCCACAUGGCUACACGGCCACAUGGUCACACGGCAACAUGGCCACACGGCCACAUGGCCACACGGCAACAUGGCCACACAGCAACAUGGCCACACGGCCACAUGGCCACACGGCCACAUGGUCACACGGCCACAUGGCCACACGGCCACAUGGCCACACGGCCACAUGGCCACACGGCAACAUGGCCACACGGCAACAUGGCCACACGGCAACAUGGUCACACGGCAACAUGGCCACACGGCAACAUGGCCACACGGCAACAUGGUCACACGGCAACAUGGUCACACGGCAACAUGGCCACACGGCAACAUGGCCACACGGCAACAUGGUCACACGGCAACAUAG